AUGUUAUUUAGAUCACGCAGACAAGAGAAGAGUCGUAACCUGUCUGGUUCACCUCACCGACGAAAGAAUGAGCGAGCUAGAGAUUCUUCUUCACCACCUGCUCGAAGAAGUCGAAGGACCAGAGAUUCUUCGUCACCGCCAUUUCGAAAAAGAGCCAAGAGUCGCGAUUCACCCCAAGAAGAAAGUUUGUCAAUUGAAGAGACAAAUAAGCUCCGUGCCAAAUUAGGUUUAGCUCCCCUUGAUGUUAAUGAUAAAUCGAAGAGUGCUGACAAGAAUAGUGGCCAAGAAGCAAAUGAGGGUGAAGUUUUUGUAGAAGAUGGUAUGCAGUAUGUGCAUAAAGCUGCUGAACAUAUUGGUGAUAAAAAAAGGGCAGAAGAAAUGAGGGAAAAAUUACAGGUUAUGCGAGAAAAACGAAAGCUACACGACAAAUUAUCCAAGGUCAAAGGCUUAGCUGAUUCAGAUUCUGACGAUGACACUUCAUCUUGGGUAACGAAAACUCGGGAACUGGAAGAGCAGCGGAGGCGUGCAGAAGAGCGUGUGAGUCAAAACUCCUUAAUUUUUUAUGUACUGGAUGCUGGCGACGAGAUAUUAAUAAAUCCGAAUAUGAUCGAAAAUCAACGGUACGCAAGAAAUGCAGAACUGCGAAAGAAGAAAGAUAGAUAUGAACCUUACGCUGAAGAUAUCGAUGAAUUUGGUUUGCCAAAAGAUAAAGGCUUAUUGAGCAAAUACGAUGAAGAAUUGAAUGGUGAAGAAAGAAAAACUUUCAGAUUAGAUGAAAUGGGUGAAGUUGACAUUGAAAAAGAGCGUCAAGAAAUGGAAAUACGACGAAGAUUAUUUAUGGCCAACAAAAAACUGGAGUCCCUUGAUUCGUAUCAGUAUAAAGUAGCGAGUGAAUUUUAUUCGCAGGAAGAAAUGCUUUCAUUUCGUAAGCCUAAAAGAAAGAAGGAUACUAAAAAAAUGCGCAAACGAAAAGAGAAAAUACUCAAAGAUCUUGUGGGUGGUGUCGACUUAACGGGUGUAUUAGUUGACGAUGAUGCUGAAGAAGAGCUCAGUGCUAUGCUGCAUCGUGCAAGGAAAGUCCGGACUUUGGAAGUGAAAAAGGAAAGUGGUGAAAAUGAUGCUGCUGCCAGGGUAUACGAAAUGCUUGUGAAAGAAGAACCUAUGGAGGCAAAUGAAAAUCCAGAAUCGGGCUUAGUAAUUGACUCGACUAUGGAAUAUUGUCGUAAUCUAGAACGGGAUCUUAGUCGAGGUGUUGGUGCUAUGAUGAAAUUAGCAGCUGAAAAAGGUUAUUUGGAUACAAGUCAUGUACAGAAAGUGAAUGGACCAUCGUUGAAACAUUUGGAAAGCAAACGUUUUUCCCAGAUUGAGAUCAGCCGAUAUGACAUAGAAGAAAAAUAUACCAAGAAACUAGAAAGAAUGGGUACAACUGGUACUGGACCCAUCCGACCAUUUCCUGAAAAAGUCGAUUACACUCCUGAUAUUAGAAUUAAUUAUGUCGAUGAACGUGGUAGAGAAAUGGAGCCAAAGGAUGCGUUUCGGGUAUUGAGCUGGAAAUUCCAUGGUAAAGGGCCAGGAAAGAAGCAGAUUGAAAAGAGACAAGCGAAAAUUGAUAAGAAGGAGUUAAUGAAAAAAAUGAAUUCUAUGGACACACCAUUAGGUACCUUGAACAAGCAGUUGAAAAAACAAGAAUCUAUGCAGACACCAUAUAUCAUUUUGAGUGGUUCAGGACGUGACACUGGGGCACCGCUAAAAAAAGAAUAA
This is a messenger RNA of Dracunculus medinensis (Guinea worm), 1761 nucleotides long. The record is from the annotation of a GenBank genome assembly. NCBI's taxonomy places the organism in Eukaryota, Metazoa, Nematoda, Chromadorea, Rhabditida, Dracunculidae.